Phragmites australis (common reed) is the source of this 2340-nucleotide messenger RNA. RefSeq names its product protein DETOXIFICATION 54-like. Gene Ontology annotation, molecular function: antiporter activity; xenobiotic transmembrane transporter activity. Gene Ontology annotation, cellular component: membrane. Gene Ontology annotation, biological process: xenobiotic detoxification by transmembrane export across the plasma membrane. The record is from RefSeq and is a predicted model, not a curated record. Bases 150 to 1673 code for a protein of 507 amino acids. The transcript has 2 exons. NCBI's taxonomy places the organism in Eukaryota, Viridiplantae, Streptophyta, Magnoliopsida, Poales, Poaceae.
ACAAGCAAUGAAUGACUCACGGCAGCACAGCGGCGAGGUGACGACGACCAUCACCAUAUAUACCGAGGGAGCGAACCGGCACGGCGCAGAACACAAACCUGUCCCGUUCAAACAGAGCAGUAGCAGCGAGUGGCACGCUUUGGUUCGGCAUGGCCAUCCCGCUCCAGGUGAAGGCGGCGCGGCAGCAGCGGGAGGACGGGAAUGGCGGCGGCCAGGUGGACGCGGGCGUCGACGACCAGCCAUCGGCGGCGGCGGAGCUGCGUGCGCUGUGGGGCAUGGCGGCGCCGAUCACGGCGCUCAACUGCAUCGUGUACCUGCGGGCCAUGGUGUCCGUGCUCUGCCUCGGCCGCCUCGGCCCGCUCGACCUCGCGGGCGGCGCGCUCGCCAUCGGCCUCACCAACAUCACGGGCCACAGCGUGCUCUUCGGCCUCGCGUCCGGGAUCGAGCCGCUCUGCGCGCAGGCCUUCGGCUCCCGCAACUACGACCUGCUCACCCUCUCCCUGCAGCGCGCCAUGCUGCUGCUCCUCAUCGCCGCUGUUCCCAUCGCGCUGCUGUGGCUGAACGUCGGCCCCAUCCUCGUCGCGCUUGGGCAGGACCCCACCAUUUCCGCCUCCGCCGCCGCUUACGCUGCAUAUGCGCUCCCGGACCUCGCCGCCAGCGUCGUGCUCCAGCCGCUGCGGGUGUACCUCCGCUCGCAGGGCAUCACCAAGCCCAUGGCUGCCUGCUCCGCCGCAGCCGUUGCGCUGCACGUCCCGCUCAACGUGCUGCUCGUCUUCGGCCUCGGGUUCGGCGUGCGCGGCGUCGCGGUCGCGCAGGCGCUCACCAACACCAACAUGGCGCUGUUCCUGCUCGCGUACAUCCGCUGGGCGCGCGCAUGCGAGGACACGUGGAGGGGCUGGGCGCGCCCCGCCGCGGUGGCCAGCGGGCUGGCGGGGCUCGUCAGCCUUGCCGUCCCCAGCUGCCUCGGCGUCUGCCUCGAGUGGUGGUGGUACGAGGUGGUCACCGUGCUCGCCGGGUACCUGCCGAACCCCGCCGCCGCCGUCGGCGCCGCCGGUGUACUCAUCCAAACCACCAGCCUCAUGUACACCGUGCCCAUGGCGCUCGCCGCCUGCGUAUCCACCAGGGUGGGCAACGAGCUGGGCGCCGGCAAGCCUCGUCGGGCGAGGAUGGCGGCGAUGGUGGCGCUCGGGUGCGCGGUGGUGAUCGGCGUCAUCCACGUGGCGUGGACCGUGGCGUUCAGCCGGCAGUGGGUGCGGCUCUUCACGACGGAGGCGUCCGUGGUGCACCUGGCCUCCGCGGCGAUGCCCAUCAUCGGGCUGUGCGAGCUGGGCAACUGCCCGCAGACGACGGGUUGCGGCGUGCUGCGCGGCACGGCGCGCCCGGCCGUCGGAGCGCGCAUCAACCUGCUCUCGUUCUACCUGGUCGGCACCCCCGUGGCUCUGUACCUGGCGUUCGGGGCCCGGGCGGGGUUCCGCGGGCUCUGGUACGGCCUGCUCUCGGCGCAGGUCGCGUGCGUGGCGCUGGUGCUCGCCGCCGUGGUGUGGCGCACCGACUGGCACGUCGAGGCGCUGCGCGCCAAGAAGCUGGCGGGCCUCGAGCUCGCGACGGCCACCACCACCGAGGAGAGCAAGCGCCUCGUGGCUGUCAACGGCGAGCCGCCGGAGGACGUCUAGUGUAGUGAAAGCUGCCACGACUUGGUGAGGGGCCUGCCUGCACGUUCCAGCGAAUCGGUGGCUCAUCGUCAGAGUCCACGGUCGACGUUUUGCUAGCUUUGUGUCCGCGGCUCAUGCAGCAUGCAGGGGUGAGCUAGGGGCCUGGCUGCCAGAUAGUAUAGCUUCUACUAGAUCGUUUCGUUCUCGUAGCCAAUGCCGAGCACAUUGAUUAGCUAUGGUGGUGGUGGAUGUCGCAACUAGCACCCACAAGUCGCAUCUAGCAGCAUAGCAAGUGGUGACCAUUGAGGCGCUUGGUGCUUGGAAAAUGACGACCUAUCUAGGUAGCCAUGACCCAUCUAUCAGAAGAAUUCAGAACCUAUAAUAUGCAUGCAUUGCUACAUGGCCAGUCACUUGAGAUAUUACGCUUGGGAGGGACGAUGGUGACGCCCUCAAAAUUGGAGGAGGCUUUUGCAUGCAUUUCCCGAUCGAAUCGCCAUCGUCAUCACUUCAUUUGUACUGCACUAGCUAGGAGGAGAAGAGUCUGUACUGUAGUAGACUUAAUCUGGGGGCUGGGGCUGUGUUGCAGAGGCGAUCAGUGUCUCAAAUCGACGAUCCUGUUCUGUAAUAUUGGCUUUACUACGCAAAUGAAAGCAGCUGUCAUGUAAUAUUCCCCUUUUUGGGAGGACAA